Triticum urartu is the source of this 873-nucleotide messenger RNA. NCBI's taxonomy places the organism in Eukaryota, Viridiplantae, Streptophyta, Magnoliopsida, Poales, Poaceae. The record is from RefSeq and is a predicted model, not a curated record.
CUUCUAGCGUCAAGGAUGGCUACCGCCGGGAAGGUGAUCAAGUGCAAAGCGGCGGUGGCAUGGGAGGCCGGGAAGCCGCUGUCGAUCGAGGAGGUGGAGGUGGCGCCGCCGCAGGCCAUGGAGGUGCGCGUCAAGAUCCUCUACACCGCCCUCUGCCACACUGACGUCUACUUCUGGGAAGCCAAGGGCCAAACUCCAGUUUUCCCUAGGAUCUUGGGCCAUGAAGCUGGAGGCAUCGUCGAGAGCGUCGGAGAAGGCGUGAUUGAGCUUGUGCCGGGUGACCAUGUCCUCCCGGUGUUCACCGGCGAGUGUAAGGACUGUGCCCACUGCAAGUCAGAGGAGAGCAACCUUUGUGAUCUCCUCAGGCCCGUGGAUCGUGGCGUGAUGAUCGGCGAUGGGCAGUCUCGCUUCACCAUCAACGGGAAGCCGAUUUUCCACUUUGCCGGGACCUCCACCUUCAGCGAGUACAUCGUCAUCCAUGUCGGUUGCCUCGCGAAGAUCAACCCCGAGGCGCCCCUCGACAAAGUUUGUGUUCUCAGCUGUGGCAUCUCUACUGGACUUGGCGCCACGCUCAAUGUCGCAAAACCAAAAAAGGGUUCCACGGUGGCGAUUUUCGGUCUUGGAGCUGUAGGACUUGCUGCCAUGGAAGGGGCCAGGAUGGCUGGUGCAUCAAGGAUCAUUGGUGUGGAUUUGAACCCUGCAAAAUACGAACACGCUAAGGAAUUUGGAUGCACAGACUUUGUGAACCCAAAGGACCACACUAAGCCCGUGCAAGAGGUGCUUGUCGAGAUGACCAAUGGCAGAGUCGAUCGCGCGGUUGAGUGCACUGGCGACAUCGACGCCAUGAUCGCCGCCUUCGAAUGUGUCCAUGAU